CCUUCCAGUUUUCACUCAGGGGAAAUUAUCUCUAUAUUUAUCCCCAAAUAUCUUGUUCUUCAGGGAAAACCUUUUUAUUGUUUCACCUUCUUCACUAUUAUUUAUUUUAGACUCUUUGAAAAGUUUAAAACUGAACUCAAAGGUUGUUUAUUUCAUAAAGACGCUUCAGUGUUAAUCAGACCUCACGGUGUCUUUAAGGUAGUUAAACUGAAAUGUUUCACUGUUCUAUCUGAUGUUUCUGUGUAGCAUGUUCGCUCCUUUAUACCCUGUUUAGUUUAAUCUACAUCAAAGCUUCAUAUUCUAUGAGGUCAUAAUGUUUGUAGCCUCUCUGUCCUGUGAGAACCACGUAUCUCUAAAAAAGAUAAAUAAGUACAAGUCCAGUACUUAAGUAAAUGUACUUAGCUACUUCUUGAGUUACUCUACCGACCUGUUGUCCUCCUGAGCUGCAGCUGUCGCCUCCGACUGGUCAGAGAUCUGUUUCCAUCAUCCAGCAGAGGAUUCUGGGAAGUCCGAUCCAUUAACGGUCCCUGAGGACGUCCUCUGGAUGUCUGAGUGCUCUAAUGGAUCAAUAACUCUGAUGUGAUCAUGGAGCUCUUUACUUCCUCCAUUAGCUGCAGUCAGCUCAUCGAGCAGCCAAUGGGAGCACAGCGUGGUCGCUCUCGGCACGACAUCAUCAUGACCUCGGCACGACAUCAUCAUGACAUCAUCACAACAUCAUCACGACGUCAUCUCGACAUCUUAAAGACUUCAUCACGACAUCUUAAAGACUUCAUCACGACAUCGUCACGACAUCUUAAAGACUUCGUCACUACAUCUUAAAGACUUCGUCACAACAUCUUAAAGACUUCGUCACGACAUCGUCACGACAACUUAAAGACUUCGUCACAACAUCAUCACGACAUCGUCACGACUUCGUCACGACAUCAUCACGACUUCAUCAUGACAUCAUCACGACUUCAUUGUUGACUAUGUGCUCAUGAUGUCAGAGCAAGUCAGGAUCAAGUCUGAUACAAAUCUACCCGGCAUGCAUUGUGAUUGACUCUGAUCAGGACUGGCUCAUCUCGAACGAGCCAAUUAUGAGACUGAUCGAUUAACAUGAUCAACUAGUAGCUCCAACUGAUUCGGUGUGUGUGUGUGUGUGUGUGUGGGGAAGGAAGGAAGGAAGGAAGGAAAGAAAGAAAGAAAGAAAGAACAAACAUUUACUCAACUACUGUAUUUAAGUACAAUGUUUAGGUACUUUACUGGAGUACUUCUAUGUUAUGCUACAACCCAACAGUUUAUGGUUCAGAUGAGCUGCAAAAUACUUGUUAUCCAUCAGUAAUAUUCCAAACAUAAAGUACGUGAUGUAGUAGUAUAUGGAGUACUUGCUGUUCACUGAAGCUCCAGUCUGACGUCAAAAACACAAUAAUAUAAUUUUAUUGAUCAUGAUGAUGAUGUCCACCUGUCGUCCUGCAGGGCUCGGCCUGAAGCUGCCGAUGUGGACACGUCCCCGCUGACUUUGAGCCGUGUGUCAGAGGUGAACGGUCACGAUGACGACGGUGGCCGCUGAGUUCGACCACAUGGAGCUGCAGCAGCAGUACAGCAGUAACGACACGGUGAACAACCGCUGGGACGAAGAGUGGGAUAACGAGAACAGCUCGGCUCGCCUCUUUGAACGCUCCCGCAUCAAGGCACUGGCAGAUGAGCGGGAGGCGGUGCAGAAGAAGACCUUCACUAAGUGGGUGAACUCUCACUUGUCCAGAGUCUCCUGCAGGAUCACAGACCUGUACCUGGACCUGAGGGACGGACGCAUGCUCAUCAAACUACUGGAGGUCCUAUCAGGAGAGAGACUGCCAAAGCCCACCAAAGGCCGGAUGCGUAUUCACUGUCUGGAAAACGUGGACAAAGCUCUGCAGUUCCUGAAGGAACAGAGGGUUCACCUGGAGAACAUGGGUUCUCAUGACAUCGUGGACGGGAACCACCGACUGGUGCUGGGCCUCAUCUGGACCAUCAUCCUCCGCUUCCAGAUUCAGGACAUCCGUGUGGAGACUGAAGACAACAAAGAGAAGAGAUCAGCUAAAGACGCUCUGCUGCUCUGGUGUCAGAUGAAGACGGCGGGAUAUCCCAACGUCAACAUCCACAACUUCAGCACCAGCUGGAGAGACGGCAUGGCCUUCAACGCUCUCAUCCACAAGCACAGAUCCGAUCUGAUUGAUUUUGACAAACUGAAGAAGUCCAACGCUCACCACAACCUGCAGAACGCUUUCAACCUGGCAGAGCAACACCUGGGCCUCACCAAGCUGCUGGAUCCAGAGGAUAUCAGCGUGGACCAUCCUGAUGAGAAGUCCGUCAUCACCUACGUGGUGACGUAUUACCACUACUUCUCCAAGAUGAAAGCUCUAAAGGUGGAGGGCAAACGCAUCGGAAAGGUGUUGGAUAACGCCAUCGAGACAGAGAAGAUGAUCGAGAAGUACGAGUCUCUGGCCUCAGACCUGCUGGAGUGGAUCGAACAGACCAUCAUCAUCCUCAACAACAGGAAGUUUGCCAACGCUCUGGUCGGAGUCCAGCAGCAGCUUCAGGCCUUCAACACCUACCGAACCGUGGAGAAACCCCCAAAGUUCACAGAGAAGGGAAACCUGGAGGUUCUUCUCUUCACCAUCCAGAGUAAGAUGAGAGCCAACAACCAGAAGGUCUACAUGCCCCGAGAGGGAAAACUCAUCUCAGAUAUCAACAAGGCCUGGGAGCGACUGGAGAAGGCAGAGCAUGAGAGGGAGCUGGCUCUGAGGAUGGAGCUGAUUCGUCAGGAGAAACUGGAACAACUCGCCAGACGCUUCGACCGCAAGGCGGCCAUGAGAGAGACCUGGCUCAGUGAGAACCAGAGACUGGUGUCACAGGACAACUUUGGUUUCGACCUUCAGGCCGUCGAGGCGGGAAACAAGAAGCACGAGGCGAUUGAGACGGACAUUGCGGCGUACGAGGAGCGCGUACAGGCCGUGGUCUCCGUAGCGAAGGACCUGGAGGUGGAGCACUACCACGACAUCAAACGCAUCACGGCCAGGAAGGACAACGUGAUCCGGCUGUGGGAGUACCUGCUGGAGCUGCUGAAGGCCCGCAGACAGAGACUGGAGAUGAACCUGGGCCUGCAGAGAGUCUUCCAGGAGAUGCUCUACAUCAUGGACUGGAUGGACGAGAUGAAGAUGUUGUUGCUGUCUCAGGAUUAUGGGAAGCAUCUAUUAGGUGUGGAGGACCUGCUGCAGAAACACGCCCUGGUUGAGGCUGACAUCGCCAUCCAGGCUGACCGGGUGAAGGCAGUCGGCACAAACGCCACCAAGUACUCCGCCAACGACGACGGCUACAAGCCCUGCGACCCUCAGGUCAUCCAGGACCGGGUCUCCCACCUGGAGUUCUGCUACCAGGAGCUAACCCAGCUCGCCGCUGAGCGCCGUGCCCGCCUUGAGGAGUCCCGCCGUCUCUGGAAGUUCUUCUGGGAGAUGGCCGAAGAGGAAGGCUGGAUCCGUGAGAAGGAGCAGAUCCUGUCAUCUGUUGAGCACGGCAAGGACCUGACGGGGGCGCUACGCCUCCUCAGCCAGCAGCGCGCCCUGGAGGAUGAGAUAAGCGGCCGCGCCAGCCACCUCAAGCACACCAUCACAGAGGGCCAGGCCAUGGUGCAGACCGACCACUUCGCCGCCACCAAGAUCCAGGAACGUAUCGAUGACCUGCAGGCUCAGUGGGCGGCGCUGGAGCAGCUGGCGGCAGUGAGAAGAAAGAGGCUGGAGGAGGCUCUGGCACUGCACCAGUUCCAGGUCGAUGCAGAUGAUGUUGAUGCCUGGACACUGGACGCCCUGCGAAUCGUCUCCAGCGGAGAGACAGGCCAUGACGAAUUCUCUACCCAGGCUCUCUUCAGGAAGCACAAGGACGCGGCGGUGGAGGUGGCCAGCUACCGACCGGUCAUUGACUCACUCCACGAGCAGGCUGCCUUAUUGCCUCAAGAGGAGGCUGAGUCAGAGGAGGUGCGUGGACGUCUGGCCAGCAUCGAGGAGCGCCACAAGGAGGUGACAGAACUGACAAAGCUGAGGAAGCAGGCACUGCACGAUGCUCUGGCACUCUACAAGAUGUUCAGCGAGGCCAACGCCUGUGAGGUUUGGAUUGACGAGAAGGAGCAGUGGCUGAACAGCAUGGAGAUCCCUGAGAAACUGGAGGACCUUGAGGUCAUACAGCACAGGUUUGAGAGUCUGGAGCCGGAGAUGAAUAACCAGGCGUCUCGUGUUGCUGUGGUAAACCAGAUCGCCCGGCAGCUGAUGCACAAUGGUCACCCGAGUGAAAAAGACAUCAAGACCCAGCAGGACAAACUCAACAACAGGUGGAGCCAGUUCCGAGAUCUGGUGGACCAGAAGAAAGAGGCCCUGAACUCGGCACUGGGUGUGCAGAACUACCACCUCGACUGUAACGAGACAAAGUCCUGGAUCAAAGAGAAGACCAAGGUCAUCGAGUCCACCCAGGAGCUGGGUAACGACCUCACUGGGGUCAUGGCCCUGCAGCGCAAACUGACCGGUAUGGAGCGUGACCUGGCUGCCAUCGAGGACAAACUGGGCGAUCUGCGAGGCGAGGCCCAGCGGCUGGCGGAGGAACACCCCGACCAGGCAAAGGCCAUCACAGGCCGUCUGGCUGAGAUCACCGCCGUCUGGGAGGAAAUGAAGAACACUCUGAAGAACCGCGAGGAGUCACUGGGCGAGGCCAGGAAGCUGCAGCAGUUCCUGCGUGAGUUGGACGACUUCCAGUCCUGGCUGUCUCGCACUCAGACGGCCAUCGCCUCCGAGGACAUGCCCAACACUCUGGCUGAGGCCGAGAAGCUCAUGGCCCAGCACGAAGGCAUCAAGAACGAGAUCCGGAACUACGAAGAGGACUACCAGAAGAUGCGGGACAUGGGGGACAUGGUGACACAGGGCCAGACGGACGCGCAGUACAUGUUCCUUCGACAGAGGCUGCAGGCGCUCGACACCGGCUGGAACGAACUGCACAAGAUGUGGGAGAACCGACAGAACCUGCUGUCCCAGUCUCAUGCCUAUCAGCUGUUUCUCAGGGACACCAAGCAGGCAGAGGCCUUCCUCAACAACCAGGAGUACGUCCUGGCUCACACCGAGAUGCCCACCACUCUCGAGGGUGCCGAGGCCGCCAUCAAGAAGCAGGAGGAUUUCAUGACCACCAUGGACGCCAACGAAGACAAGAUCAACGGCGUGGUGGAGGCUGGCAGGCGGCUGGCCAGCGACAGAAACAUCAACGCUGAACGCAUCCAGGAGAGAGUCUCCUCCAUCGACAACAGACACAAGAAGAACCGGGAGGCUGCAGUGGAGCUGCUGAUGAGACUGAAGGACAACAGAGAUCUGCAGAAGUUCCUGCAGGACUGCCAGGAGCUGUCUCUGUGGAUCAAUGAGAAGAUGCUCACGGCUCAGGACAUGACCUACGACGAGGCCAGGAACCUGCACAGCAAGUGGCUGAAGCACCAGGCCUUCAUGGCCGAACUGCAGUCCAACAAAGAGUGGCUGGACAAGAUCCAGAAGGUACGGAGGGUCUUAACUCUGACUUGUUGGACACAACAGUAG
Messenger RNA from Anarrhichthys ocellatus (wolf-eel), 5579 nucleotides. Its product is annotated as spectrin beta chain, non-erythrocytic 1-like. Gene Ontology annotation, molecular function: protein binding. The transcript has 18 exons. The record is from RefSeq and is a predicted model, not a curated record. Lineage: Eukaryota; Metazoa; Chordata; Actinopteri; Perciformes; Anarhichadidae. Bases 1530 to 5579 code for a protein of 1349 amino acids.